ACACGAUUUUUUGCAAUAGAAAAUCGCUCAUAAACGUUCUCUCAUGAACGGUUUGUUUAUUGUUUAAGUAAGUAGCUCGCAAUAAGACUAACAUAUCAAGUCGUAAACACCCAUUCUUUGAAUUGAAGAAAUCUCGCCUUUGUGACGUGGACGUGGACGUUAAGAUUUGAUUCCAGGUCCUCAAUGGAUCAUUCCUGGCUUUUAUUCACCCUCGUCAUAUGUGGGGUGACAAUUCAAUCCUGUAUAGCAGUUGAUCGUGGUAAUUUUAAAACAUGUGAUCAGAAUGCAUUUUGCAAACGUCAGAGAGCAACACAGCUUGGAAAUUCACCUUGGGAAAUUUUGUUGGAUAGCUUAAAUUCCACUAUAAAUAGCCUACAAGUGCAAGUCAUCAGCUCUCGCAGUCAAGCAAGACUUCAACUGCAGCUUAUAGCUUUGGCUGAUUCAACUCUUCAUUUACAGCUUGAUGAAAUCAAUCCUAUUAAGUUACGUUAUAGGGCACAGGAAUCCCUUUCUGGAACUCCACAACUUUCAAGUUUGAAAAUCCUGGAGCAAUCUAGCGAUUCAAUAUCCCUUUCAUUUGGCGGCACAGGCAAAGCUAUCCUGCUUGUCAAGCCAUUUCGUCUUGAUGUCUAUGAUGGAGACCAACUAGUCAUCUCUGUGAAUGCAAGGGGCUUGCUAAACUUUGAACAUCAACGUGUCCGCAAAUCCAAGUUGUGGGAAGCCAUGACCUCAGUUGCCCAAACUGUAGGAUCUGUUGGCUCAUCCUUACCUGGAAAAGCAUAUUCGUGGGUGCUACAAUGGCUGCCUUGGUCCAGUGAAGCAGCUGCAACUGAGGCAAACCCUUCUGAUCCUGUUGAAGGAUUAGAACAGGAAGAAGGCGAAGUAAAGAACCCCGAAGAAAAGCCCCAGGAAGAAGAGGAGCCCGGCUUGUGGGAAGAAACGUUCAAAUCUCACGUCGAUUCCAAGCCUUACGGUCCCACUUCAGUUGGGGUAGACAUCUCUUUCCCCGGCUCUAGGCAUGUGUAUGGUAUUCCUGAACAUGCAGAUACUUUUGCCUUAAAGCAGACCAAAAAUGGUGAUCCGUACCGUCUUUACAACACCGACGUUUUUGAGUACGAACUCUACAACCCCAUGGCUUUGUACGGAGCUGUACCAUUUAUGAUUGCCAAAAGGCAACAGGGUGCCGUUGGAGUGUUUUGGAACAACGCAGCUGAAACUUAUGUCGAUAUUGAAGAGUCGUCAUCUGGAAGUGUGGUGUCUUCCCUCAUGAAUCUUGUAUCAGGUGGAGGCAAUGAGCCUCACCAGCAGACACAUUGGUUCUCAGAAAGUGGAAUUAUUGAUCUCUACAUUAUGACGGGUCCUACACCGAAGGAUGUGGUGCGCCAGUAUGGUAGUUUGACGGGUACAACUCCCCUUCCUCAGCGAUUUGCACUUGGCUAUCACCAGUGCCGUUGGAACUACAACGACCAAGAAGAUGUUCACAAUGUCGAUAAAGGCUUCGAUCUCCACGAUAUACCUUAUGAUGUUUUGUGGCUUGAUAUUGAGCACACAGAUGGCAAAAAGUAUUUUACGUGGGACCCGAUUAAGUUUCCUGAUCCAUUAGAAAUGGCACAGAACUUGACCGCAAAGGGUAGAAAGUUGGUGACUAUUGUCGACCCACACAUGAAACGCGAUUCGUCCUUCUUUUUCCACGAGCAUUGCGAACAGAAUGAUUUCUAUGUCAAAGAUAAAGAUGGGAAAAUUUAUGAAGGUUGGUGUUGGCCAGGCUCUGCCAGUUAUCCCGACUUUUUUAACCCUAACGUUAGAGAUUACUGGGCCUCUCGGUUCGCGUUGGAUAAAUAUGAAGGUACGUCCUUGGACGUAUACACGUGGAACGAUAUGAAUGAGCCAUCGGUUUUUAACGGGCCGGAAGUCACUAUGCCUAAAGAUUGUUUGCACUACGGUGGAUAUGAGCACCGUGAUGUCCACAAUAUGUACGGCAUGAUGGUGGUGGAGGGUACUAUCCGUGGCCAGUUGAUGCGCUCUGACUAUAAAUUACGUCCGUUUGUACUUUCGCGCUCCUUUUUUGCCGGAAGUCAGCGAUUUGGAGCUGUUUGGACUGGUGAUAACAUUGCCGACUGGGAACAUUUAGCCAUAGCCGUUCCUAUGCUUCUCAGCCUUUCUGUCUCUGGUAUUCCGUUUUGUGGAGCGGAUGUUGGAGGUUUCUUCAAUAAUCCCAAUUCGGAGCUAUUGACAAGAUGGUACCAAGCUGGUGCGUUCCAGCCAUUCUUUCGUGGACAUUCUCACCUUCAUACAAAACGUCGCGAACCUUGGCUUUUUGAUGAGCAGACUAACAAACUUAUUAAAUCAAGCAUCAAGCAACGCUAUACCUACUUACCUCUUUGGUAUACGUUGUUUUACGAGCACGAAAAGACUGCCACUCCCCCCAUGCGCCCACUCUGGAUGGAAUAUCCGCAAGACGUAGAGACCUUCUCUAUGGAUAAUCAAUUUUUGUUAGGUGACUCGAUUUUGGUGCAUCCAGUUGUUCGAUCAGGAGAAACUGAAGUCAGUGUUUACUUCCCUGGAGAUAAUACCCUCUGGUAUGAAAUCGAGACCUACAAAGUUUAUCAAAGCUCUGGGUACCAGACGAUUCCAGUGGCAAUCAAUAAGAUUCCUGUAUUCCAACGAGGAGGUACUAUUGUUCCGAAGAAGGAACGUGCUAGACGAGCAUCAUCUUUAAUGGCCAAAGAUCCUUAUACAUUAAUUGUGACUUUGGACAAGCAGGGCAAAGCUCAAGGUCGCCUUUACGUAGAUGAUGGCCAAUCUUUGGAUUAUCAAAAAGGAAGUUACCUAAUCCUGGAUCUAAGCAUGGAAAAUCACGUACUUUCAUCGAAAAUUACAAAUCAAGGAGCUUUUGAAACCCCAGAGUUCAUUGAAAAAAUCGUCAUUGCGGGAUUAAACCGGUCACCGUCCAGUAUAGAAGAUAACACAGGUCGAGCUGUCGAAUAUCGUUACGAUACGACUAGCCAGGUAUUGGUUCUGAGAAAACCGAGUUUAUCGGUUUCCAAAGAAUGGGGUGUCAGUCUCAAAAUGUAGAAUGUCUGCAUCGAAUUAUUUGUUCGCCGACGCUCUUCAUUCACUGGGUAAGGGGUGUUCAAGUAAGAAACAAGAGAAGCUUAUUACCUAAUCUCUACAGACGAUUUGUGCAAACUUUGCUUCUUACCGUUCGAUGAAAUGAAGUUUCAGAAAUACAUUUGAUUUGUCAAAUUUA
This is a messenger RNA of Daphnia pulicaria, 3250 nucleotides long. It is a transcript of the gene GCS2alpha, whose product is annotated as neutral alpha-glucosidase AB-like. NCBI's taxonomy places the organism in Eukaryota, Metazoa, Arthropoda, Branchiopoda, Diplostraca, Daphniidae. The coding region runs from base 184 to 3075 and encodes 963 amino acids. Gene Ontology annotation, biological process: carbohydrate metabolic process; N-glycan processing. Gene Ontology annotation, molecular function: alpha-glucosidase activity; carbohydrate binding. The record is from RefSeq and is a predicted model, not a curated record. The transcript has 15 exons.